AUGACCGUAGCAGCCUCUGAGAUUCGGAACAUUUCCGCAUGGCGCUUGAAUAAGGCUGAAAUGAACGAGCUCGCUGAAAGGGUUAAGAAAGGAGAGGAAGAAGCGGUGGUGAAGAAGGAGCUUCAGACCAAGAAGGCUGUGGCCUGCGAAGAGCGUAAGAAGUCUGCUGCGGCGAUUUCUGCCAAGCCUGGAUCCACGGGUCCCAAGGCAAGCAAAAAGACUUCGUCGUCGGCUGCAACUCAGUCAGCCACGGCUGCAGCUGCGACUCCAGACCCAACGAAUGCUGGCUACUAUGCUCUGGUAGAGGCGGACCUCCAGACAAUUUUGCAGGAGUUCCCAGGCAUUGACCAGGAAAUGCCUUUGCCGCUCUCCAAGUCUGAGUUGGACGGAUCCAAGACUGGGGUUCAAGAGCCAUUUGACUUGGAGUCGAUCCUGGCGUCGCCCACGCCGGGAAUUCCGAUGAGCCGGAGGAGAGUUCUCGACAUGGGAGAGUUUUACUUCCCGAACGGAAAACCAGCUUUCAUGACAGGCCGUAUGGUGGAGCUUCUGGCCGACAAGUCGGCUCUGAGCGCCAAACCCCAGAACCUUCAGAUGCUGUCGCCAGAAGAGAUUGUGCAUUCGCUGGUGGCUUCCUGCGCUCACGCUGUUCGGCGCAAGGAUGAGCUCUCCGAGGAUCAAUGGAAGGAAUGGAAAGCACAGUGGCGUGCUGUGUUGCUGAGCGUGCCGGCUUCUUUUGUGGAGACACAGGACCCUUUGCAAGGCCACAAUGUGUGGGUCGAGGCAUUCAAUCGGAGACAAGCGGUGAAGCAAGAGCAUGAGUCCAUGAGCAGGACAGCAAUGCAGAUUGCUGUGGAAAUUGACCAGUUCAAGACUAUGUGCGAAAGUUUGCCCAGCUGUAAAUCAAAAUUGCAGCCGGCGCAGCUGGUACAGGAGCUUCACACACUUGGCCUGCUGUCCGUGCAGGGCGGCCGCAAGGAGGAUGACAGCGAUGGCAAAAUCACCGUCAACUUGGUGACGCAAGCUCUGGCCGUCAAAAAGGGCAUUCUCAGCUCAGCGCGGGCAGUUGAACUUUUGCUGGAGCUGGAACAGUUAUACGGGACGCGUUCUCCCUUCCACCAGAUGAGUCGGCUUCACGUUCUUUCGACCAAGCCAAGCACAAAUCAGAUGCGAGACUGGGUGCUGGAGAGCUUGCAUGAUGGCCUGGCCUACGUCUUGGACCACUUCUUCGAAGUGCUGCUUCCGAAGAGCGGUAUGGCAGAGGGUGACAGGGCUUUGCUGAAGGAGAAGCUGUCUGCCCAUGAGGUGUACCGGCAACAUUCAGGCGACGGGGAUUGUACCUGGAUGGCGCGGCUUAAGAAGUCCGGCAUUGACUGCUUUCACUUGCUGGAGGACCUGACUUACACCAAGAAGUAUGACAACGGCCUGCGACAAGCCACGAGGUCCGGGGGAGCUCCAGAGGCAGUUCUGGAGCACGAACAGGUGAAAGAACAGGUGAACCAGUUCCUCGCCACCUUGAAGGACGAAGAAGUUGAAGUAAAAGCUUUGGCUGCAGGGGCAGCCGCAAACGCUGCAGACCCGGACCAUGCAGAGGACGAGCUUCAAGAGGUGCGAAAGCCGCCCAGCCAACACUCUGAAGGGUCUGAGAAAUAUUGGAAGGCGGUUGGCAACCAAACUGUUCGCACUUAUUGCUCUCUCCAUGUGCAGCCUAAGACCUUGGACGGCAUCAUCAGUUUGGUGAGCCAAAGUGGUUUGAAAGACUUCCAAGGAGAGGGAGGUGUCAGCUGCGUUCUGACUCAUCUUGACUUAGACGCGCUGGGAGAAUCCAUGGGCCCAGGUCAGAGACCACUUCUCCGAAAGCGCUUUGUUCCCGACCAGUCCGCCCUCAGAAUCUUGUUGCAUGGUUCGAUGAUUGCAAGAAACGGCCAGCGCAAAGGGGACGAGUGCAUGGUUCCGUCAGAGGGUGAACUGGUUUUCGUGCACUGUGGCAUGGAACGUUCCAGCAAAGAAGCAGAAGCCUUGUUCCGACCGGCUGCGGCCAGAAAGGAUCAAGCCAUCGAAGCGGAAAUGAAAGACAUUCUCCUGAUCUUUUCUGACACCUCCAUUCGGGACCGCAAGCAAAGGGUUCGAGGAGCUUACACCUCCAGGUCCACCGCUUGUCUCUUCUCCGGAGCUCCAGUGUCAACCAUGGUCCCGGAGAAGCCAUACACUGACUUCUCAGGGCACAACUUUGGAGAUGUCUUUGGCACCAUUUCCGCCAUGCAGGCAGCGGACCUUUGGCAUCUGACAAGGAAAGAAAAGGAGGAGGUGCUCACCACAGGCAGGUGCGUGUCGCCGACUGACGCCGCUAUGAACAAAGCCAAGGAGGCCUCCAGCGAAAGCGUCUUCAGUGCAGCUUUGUUGCCCUGCUCUUUCUACAGAAGUUUUCUCAAAGCCCACUCUGUGAAAGCUGUGUUGGACCUCAGCACUUCUCAGGGAGAGUUGGCAAAGGCCUGUGUGGCCGAGCGUGUCAGCUACCUCGGGCUGACGCUGUCUGACUCACAUUCCACUCAGGUGGAAAUGAUUCUGACCAACUUUGUCGUCACUCUGAUGCAGACAGAGGGCUCCACUUUCUACCGCUCAGAUACCGUGGCCCAAGGAAAGCAGCAAGAGCAGGUCACCAAGGGGAGCAAGCGCAAAAACGAAAAUUCCAAAGAAGAACGCCCCAAGGCCAAGGCCAAGGGGAAGAAAAACAAGGAAGAGCAGACCAAAGACGACGACAAAGCUACGGCGCCUGACGCAGGAGACGACGACAACGCUGAGGUGCUCUGGCUCAAGUCAACUGAGAGUAUCACUGUUGCUGCGACCCCGCUGAUGACCACUGAACGUUCUCGUCGUGGCGACCGCCGUGACCGUUGUCGCCGAAAAGACGAGGAGAAACGAGAUCGAAGCCGUGACAGACGGGAAAAAAAGAAACGCCGUAGCCGAGACAAAGGGCAGCGCAGGGAGACCAACACGUCUCACGGCAGCAAGCCUCUCCUAGUCCCAGCUGAAGCUGCUCCGGCUCCGGCUCCGUCUGCGGACGCUGCAGCUCCUACGACGAGAGAAGAGGCGUCGCACGACGACGAAGAAGGUGAGGAAGAGUCGGUUCUUGCUGAGGACCCACCCGUAAAGCCACCUGCAAAGCGCGCCGCGCCAGAGUCCCCGACCAGGGAAGCUGCCAAGGCAGCCCGUCCAGGUCCAGCCCAGGCUGAGGCUGUGGCGCGUCGCGACGAAGGUGACCAGCCGCCUCACCAAGGUGAGACGGAGAAGCGUGACCAAGGUCACAAACCUGAUUCUGAUGAGGAGCACAAAUCUCAGCAAGCUGGGUGGGAUGACAAGCGUCUCCAAGGCUGGAACGACGACAAGAUUCGUCGGUAUGACUGCAGCAUCUGCGGCCGCAAGGUCGGAGGUGGAGUUGCCGGCUCGUGGCAACAUCGCCGGUCAGCUCACCAUUUGGCUUCUUAUGUCUACUGGAACAACAAAGAGACCCUUCCUUGGAAGAAUUGUCUCCAGGAAGGGCAACGCUGGAGCAGGCACCUCUGGGCGACGAACCAAACAGGUCCGGAGGAUGACGCAUUGCCCAACAAGCCUAAGAAAAAGCAAAGGUCUCCAGUUCCAGUGAGAUGCGACCCGGAACGUUCCCGCCGUGACAAAGACCACCAAGACCCUGACCCGGACACAGGUCUACAGACCCAAGUCUAUGGACUGAGUCUACGGACUCCUGCUCCGAUGUCUACGGACAUUAAUAAUGAAGUCUACGGACUUCUUGCACGUGAGUCUACGGACUCGAGUCUACGGACUCAAUGCAGUCUACGGACUCAUGCCAUGGCGACCAAUACGAGCGACAAGAAGAAGAAAGCCAAGGAUACCCGCGAGCGUGGUCGCAGCCGUGACCGCAGACGCCGCUCCCGCUCUCGUGGCAACGACAAUCAACCAGUCACAGUCCGACUGCUCGCCGCCGCCUCGGCUGCUGAGAGAGCUGCGGAUGACAAACCACCUGCAGCAGCUGUGGCUGAGGCUGAGGCGGACGAAGACGAGGAGUCAGAAGAAGAGGAGACGGGAGAGGAAGACCAGGAGGUUCCUGACCCUCCGGUUCCUGCCCCGGCCACGGCCACAGAACCUGGUGACCGUGCUUUUGCAGCACCUGCAGCUGAGGCUGCGAAGGCCAGUGGAGCAGAAGGAGAAGCUCCAGGUGAGGACGGUCGACGAAAGCCUCGCAAGUCCAAGGACAAGUCUGACCAUGACCUUGAUCCCAGUCGAACUGAAACUCCUGCCCUAAGAUCCCAACGUCCUCCUGAACCGGUGAAUGGUCCAAGGACCGCAACCGUGGUUGACAGUUCUCCGGAAAAAGACGACCGGAAGCACGGCAAGUACGACUGCCGCAUUUGCGGCCGAACGGUGGGAGGCGGUGAAGCUGGGUCAUUCCAGCACCGGCGCUCUGCAUAUCACCUAGCAAGCUGGGUGUAUUGGCAGAACCAAGAAGCGCGGGCAUGGAAAGACUGUCUGACGGAGGGACACCAGUGGAGUAAGACCUUGUGGGCGAAAAAUUCCACAGGUCCGUCCGAUGAGGAUUUCGAUCCAAAGACCAAGAAGCAGAAGGCACCUCCGCCCAUCCGUUCCGACCCUGACAUGAAGCGCAGGGACCAAGGUCCGGGGCCGGGACGUGAUGGCAGCGGCGGAGGGCCGGAUUCUGCAACGACAAGUGGCUCGUCUAAGGACAAGCCGCUCUUGCUGCAGAUGUGGCAAGCGACCCUCCGUGAACUGAAGUAG
Messenger RNA from Cladocopium goreaui, 4788 nucleotides. The record is from the annotation of a GenBank genome assembly. NCBI's taxonomy places the organism in Eukaryota, Dinophyceae, Suessiales, Symbiodiniaceae.